Messenger RNA from Peronospora matthiolae, 1392 nucleotides. The record is from the annotation of a GenBank genome assembly. NCBI's taxonomy places the organism in Eukaryota, Oomycota, Peronosporomycetes, Peronosporales, Peronosporaceae.
AUGCCUAGCAUUCGGACCCAACCAGUGUCUCAUCAAGGAAUGGUGAGUACCGAAAAGGUCUCUACUGGUGGUCUCCAGCUCUUGUCUCCCACCUUUCAACAAUCGAUUCAACGGCCAGCGUUAAAAACGUCGUCCUCGGACCCUGUCGAGGACGUUGGCUGGAGCACGACACCCACUACAACCAGCAAAACCAACGACGAACCACUUGACUGCGAGUCGCUUGACGUCGAUACCUUUUUGAGUAACUGUGCUGAAGGUUCUUCAACACUUCAGAAAGUCCCUUCCAAUGCUGUCGAGUUUGACUUUAACGGCUUCACGAUAGCGUCGGUACGCCAAAUGGGGCAAGUCGAGCAGCACGAUGUGGUUCAGACGUCAGUACUGGGGUCGAAUUCUCGUGGGUCACGCACGAACAGUAUCGACUGCGGCGUUCAGUCUAGUACUAGCAACACAACCAGUCUUGCUGACUACUGUUCCUCGUACUAUAAUGAGACCGCCAAGCUCAAUCCACUGAGCUGCAGCAUGGGCAGCGCAAGGACAACAAGCACGAUCGAGGAUUUCGACAUGCAGCGACAUCAUUCGUUCGAUAAGUCCAUGCGACGGACAAGUGUCGUGGCUCGGAGCACAUUUCAGCUGAGCUCGACUGCUGCUUCAUCGGGGUUCCCCCUGGCGAAGAAGAAAGAGGUGACUGCAGUCGUCAUGCGUGGGUGGCUAGAGAAGCGAAAAGGACUGGUGCUGAAGCGCUGGAAACCAUUCUAUUGUCUCUUGAAGAGCGACGAUAGCUUGUGUCUCUAUGCCAGUGAAGACACGGUGAACGGUCGACUGGAACAGCGGUGCCAGGUCUUGCGCGUGAUGCUCACGGACAAGAACGACUCGUUCCACAUCAUUGGCGUGGACUCGGAGGGUGCGCCACGACGAGAGGAACUCCGAGCUUUAGUGCCUCGAGAAUGGGCUCGUUGGUUCCGCGUGCUGUGCAAGUUCCUCGAUAGCUCAUCGAUCGAGCAUUCCGUGGCAUGCAAGCCCGAGCUCAAUUUGACCAAGACCUCCAACGAGACGGAAGAAGGGGAUUGGAGCGACAAUGAGAGCAACAGUAGUCACAUGUCGAAGAAGCAAAGACACUUUCAGUCUGCGCGCGAUGGAAAUGGAGACGACCAGACGUCCAUGCACUUGUCUUUCUCUGGAUCCUCCUCAGCGGUGAGCAUCAAUGGCAACAAUCGCGUGAGUGAAGCCACGACGACACCCGAAGCAAAGGCAGACUGUCUGAAGUUGCUCGAGUGCCCCAUGAUUGGAGUCGAAGAUCAGGGCGUGGUGCCAAUGUUGGGGAUCCGAGCAUCCAAAUCGAAGCGUGCAGGUCUACCCCCAGCACCUUCAUCGGAUUUUUCCAGGACGAAAUAG